GCUUAUUUUUGCUUGGUACGUUGAGCGGAGACAAGGAGAGGGGGUAGCAACCAGGUCAAUUUUUUUUCUCUCUUUUUUUUUUUCUAAUCCCUUUUGGCUGUGAAAUAAACCCCCCUACUCUCUUAUUCAAUGUUUUCUCGGAUUGCCGUCAACGCAGCAAAGCGAUCAGUUCGUUCAGUUGCUCAACCUCAGGCUCGAUUCGCCUCUACCAAGCCUACCAUCAGUCAAAAACCUAUGCAAUUCGGCCUUGUGACUUCUGCUAUUGUUGGUACCACUGCUGCUGCUUACAUGUAUGCUGAUGUGUCUGCCAACAUGGCUGAUGAAGGUCUUCACCCUCCUUCUUACCCCUGGCCUCACAGUGGUCCUCUCGAUACUUUUGAUCAUGCCUCUAUUCGUCGUGGUUACCAAGUCUACAGAGAAGUCUGUUCUGCUUGUCACUCACUUGACCGUAUUGCUUGGAGAAACUUGAUUGGUGUCUCUCAUAGUGAGGAUGAAGUCAAGGCAAUGGCUGAAGAAUUCGAAUAUCAAGAUGGCCCCGAUGACAAUGGUGAUAUGUUUAUGAGACCCGGCAAGCCUGCUGAUUAUAUGCCCAAGCCCUAUGCUAAUGAAGAAGCUGCUCGUGCUGGUAAUGCUGGUGCUUUGCCCCCAGAUCUCUCUUUGAUCACCAAGGCUCGUCACGGUGGUGAAGACUAUGUCUUUGCUCUUUUGACAGGUUAUGUUGACCCCCCAGGAGGUGUUGAAGUCCGUGAAGGCUUAAACUACAACCCUUACUUCCCUGGUGGUGCUAUUGCCAUGGCCCGUGUCCUUUACGAUGGUCUUGUUGAAUACGAAGAUGGUACACCUGCCACUACUUCUCAAAUGGCUAAGGAUGUCUGUACCUUCCUUGCUUGGUCUGCUGAGCCUGAACAUGAUGAACGUAAGAAGAUGGGUAUGAAGGCUACUGUCAUCUUGGUUGGUUUGACUGCCUUGUCUAUCUACCUCAAGAGAUUCAAGUGGGCUCCUAUCAAGUCUAGAAAGAUUGUCUACAACCCUCCUAAAUAAGUCAUACACAUUCACAGAUCAGAUAAAAAUAAAAAACUACAUAUAUAUACAUAUAAAAA
Gilbertella persicaria is the source of this 1100-nucleotide messenger RNA. Its product is annotated as cytochrome C1 family-domain-containing protein. Bases 130 to 1041 code for a protein of 303 amino acids. The transcript has 7 exons. NCBI's taxonomy places the organism in Eukaryota, Fungi, Mucoromycota, Mucoromycetes, Mucorales, Choanephoraceae. Gene Ontology annotation, biological process: mitochondrial electron transport, ubiquinol to cytochrome c. Gene Ontology annotation, molecular function: heme binding; electron transfer activity. The record is from RefSeq and is a predicted model, not a curated record.